Molecule: messenger RNA, 2792 nt
Organism: Gryllus bimaculatus (two-spotted cricket)
Lineage: Eukaryota; Metazoa; Arthropoda; Insecta; Orthoptera; Gryllidae
Source: the annotation of a GenBank genome assembly
UCCUAGACAUGUCAUCUAUAGUCUGUAGAUUGCUUCCCGGGAACAAUCACUGAACGAUACCACGCAUCAACGAUUGGUGGACACGAAAAUGAGGGGGCACAUUCAAACUUAAAAAUGUAAUGUACAAAAAUAUAUUCACAUUAUAACCAAUGAAAUUACAUUUAUUAGGUUUUAUUAACUUUUUCCUCUUUAAAAAAAUUAUUCUCGGAACUUUUACAAUCCCAUGUACAUUAUCCAAGAACCUGCAACACAACUUAAGGGACAUACGCAUUGUAUACAAAUGAACCGUCCGUUGUUGUCAUGGUAACUAGAAAGCAACUGCAGAUAGUUUCGAGAUGAAUGCUGCAGAUAUUAACAAUGUGGUUGCUAACGGAAGACACUGUGUUGGCAUACCUCAUACACCGUAUGCCUCGAAUCCUGUACCCGCAGUUCUUUCCAGAGCAAAAAAAGUGCCAGAAUGUCCUGUGCUUGGAAACCGCAAUUGGCUUAUUCAUUUGCAUUAUGCUCGAAAAGAGUUAGGCGUUUGCAAAAUUCUUAUCCAAGAAGACCUAGAAAAAAGUAAAGGGAUGAGUGAAUACGCAAAUUAUGUGAUGGGGCUUAUAUUACGUCAUGAAGGUAAAAUUCAAGAAUCUCUUGAAUAUUUCCAAACAUGUCACUCUCUCAAUCCUAAAAGUGUUGACAAUAUGAAGCAAGUUGCCCGUUCCCUCUUUCUUCUUGGAAGACAUCGAUUAGCUAUGGAAGCUUACCUAGAAGCAGAAAGGGUACCUCAAAAGCCUGACUGGGAAAUAUAUCACAAUUUAGGAAUGUGUUUAAUGCAUCUCAAUGAACUUGAAAAGGCUAAAGGUUACAUUUCGAAGGCUAUUCAGUUAAGCAGUCAAGAAUGUUCCUAUAUAGCUCUGGCUAAAAUAUGUCUUCUACACAAUGAUAUUCAAGGAGCAUUGCAUGUUUACACCAUAGCAUCAGAGCAGUAUCCUGAUAGUGCAGAAAUAGCAACUUGCUUAGGAUUAUUAUACAUCAGGGCAAACCUAUUCCAGCAAGCAUUUGAAAAGCUAGGUUCUGCUUUAGCUCAUGAUCCAACUUUCACAAAAGCUUUACUAGCAGCUGGCUCUAUGAUGCAGAAUCAUCAAGAAUUUGACGUCGCAUUAUCAAAAUAUAAACUUGCAUCUCAUCACAAGCCAGAGUCAGCAGUACUAUGGAGCAAUAUUGGCUUGUGCUUCUUUCAGAAGAAAAAAUAUGUUGCUGCUAUCAGUUCACUAAAGAGAGCUAACUACUUGGCACCAACCGAUUGGAAGAUUCUGUACAAUCUUGGACUAGUGCAUCUGGCUACACAACAAUAUGCUUCUGCUUUUCAUUUCUUGUCAACAUCUAUUAAUCUGCAACCUAAUUCAGGAAAUUCAUUCAUGCUCCUAGCAUUGACUCUUAAACAUCUAGGGGACCAAGAUAAUGCUAACCAAGCAUUUCAACAAGCUUCAAAACUUUCCCCAACUAAUGCAUCAAUACCCUUAAACUUCUCCAUCUUUCUUCAUUCCAUGGGAGCUCGAGAAAAAGCCAUCAUGCAGCUCAAACGAUUUACUGAUCUAGCGCAGAGUCAGAAAGGUCAGAGCCAAGAGAUGGUGGAUACAGCAAAUUCUUUGAGUGCUGUUCUCUCAGAGGAUAACAAUGCAACCAGAGACAUACCACGGACAGAAAACCCUGACUCUGAGGAGCACCCCGAAGACAACAGUGGAAGAGAAGAAAAAGAAAGUGGAGAAAGAGAUUCACAAGACACAACACAGGAGUCUAAUACCCAGAUUGAAAUGGCUGCAGAUGAAGUGUAGGCACACAUGGACAAAAUAAUUAUAUUUAAAGUUUCAAAUGUAAUAUAUGUUAGAUUCAAAAACACUCAUAGCGAGAAAAAACCCAAACAGAAAUAACAUAAAAUAUUGCAUUGUGAUCAAUAUUAACAUGCCACAAAGCAUUUUGGUUUGUUUUUCUUCUUUUUUUUUUUCAUUCACCACUAAACAAAGGUGUAACAUCUCUGGGUCCCAGCAGUGGACGUCAACAACAGAAGUAAUAAUAUCAUGUUUGCAUUUGGGGAAUUUAAAUGCUAUGUAGAGUUCAUAUAAGUGCUGUGCAUAUCAGUGUUUUUGUUAAUAAAGGCAACCAAUAAAUAAAAAUUACCAAUCCCAUUUAGGAUACAAUGUGGUCUGUAAUAUGGUAAUGUUGAAUAAACCAACUUACAGUGCUCAUGAACGCCUAAUGGUGCAUGCUCACAUGAUCUGGCUUGGGACUGUAUUUGCCCCUCACACUGAUGUAUAAAAUUCCUUAUGGUAGAAGAAACUCUCAUUGGGCAACGAAAUGAAUCCAGAAUGCAUUGUGUCUGUUUUAAUGUUACAUGCAAAUUUUUAUUUACAUAUAUUCACAUCCACCCAGAGUUCCAAUUAUCAGUAUCAAAUACUAAACUUUACUGGAAUAAAAAUAUGCUAUUUUCAACACUACAGUAGUUCUGUGGAGAAGAAAAGUAAAUUUUGAACCUGAAUGUUUACAUAUCGUCUGCCCACUAUAUAAAUCCUUUGAAUCGAAUGUCUAAGAUUAUUAUUUUAAAUUUCUUGCCUUCUAUAUACUUAUGUACUAAAGAGAAGUUAUUGUAAUGUUGUGGUUAAAAUGUGGGAUCAGAACUCUCACUGUGGGACACUAGUAUAAAACUAGUAGAGGUAAAACAGCACAUACUUUCUCGCCUAUAUUUUCACAGAAAAUUAUGCGAAAAGUACUCAAAUUUUCAAAAAAUUAUACUUGACCUUGUUUCAAAAUCU